AUGGCAUUCGAAAAGGGAGCAUCUAGUUUGAAGAGCGUGAAAAUCAUUGAAACUGGAAAUGGGGAUGGAACUAACAAUUUGGCUACUGAAAAGAAGUAUUAUGUGCUUGUUGUGGACGAUGAUGCUGUCAUUAGAAAAAUCCAUAGCAUGAUCCUGAGCAAAUUUCCAGUGGAAAUUCAAGUGGCUAAAAAUGGAAAAGAAGCAGUUGAUCUUUUUUGCUCUGGGGCUUUCUUUGAUCUUGUUCUUAUGGAUUUCGAAAUGCCCAUCAUGAAUGGAUUUGAGGCAACAAAGGAGCUUCGAGCUAUGGGGGUCAAUAGCAUGAUUGCUGGAGUCACUUCACGUGCUUCAGACUCUGAAAAGAAAGCUUUCAUGGAGGCAGGUCUAACUCACUGCUAUGCAAAGCCAUUAACAGUUGAAAUAAUCAAAACUCUCCUCCAGGAGCUCAACGAGAACAACUAA
Molecule: messenger RNA, 459 nt
Organism: Alnus glutinosa
Lineage: Eukaryota; Viridiplantae; Streptophyta; Magnoliopsida; Fagales; Betulaceae
Product: two-component response regulator 24-like
Exons: 2
Coding region: 1-459 (152 amino acids)
Biological process (GO): phosphorelay signal transduction system
Source: RefSeq, a predicted model, not a curated record